Aureobasidium uvarum is the source of this 627-nucleotide messenger RNA. Lineage: Eukaryota; Fungi; Ascomycota; Dothideomycetes; Dothideales; Saccotheciaceae. The record is from the annotation of a GenBank genome assembly.
AUGCCCAUCUACUCGACGCAAAUCGUCCGCCUGGACGGCUUGAUGCUCGCUGCAUCCAUCGAGAACUCCCCACUGCUAUCGAGUCUGGCGAAUACAAGCUUCACUNACUACCGUCACGAGGAACUCAUCUUCUUCGCCAUCACCGAACGUUCUUUCCCCAAGGAGCUUGCCGCCAUGUACCUGGACGACGUCUCAGCAGAAUUCUUGAGCACCCACAGAGACACCGAAUACCGUUCGCCAGCAUUGCGCCCGUAUGCUUUCAACGACUUCGAUACCUUCAUGCAACGCACGAAAAAGUCAUACGAGAACCCGAGGGCUUCGAACAAUCUCGACAAGGUGCAAGCUCAGCUGAAAGAGACGACUCAGAUCAUGUCCAAGAACCUGGAGGAUCUGCUCUACCGUGGCGACAGCUUGGACAGAAUGGGCCAGAUGAGUUCCGACCUGAGAGAAUCAAGCAAAAAGUACAAACGUGCCGCCGUGAGAAUCAACUGGGAGUUGCUCUUGAAGCAGGUACGUUCUCAGCACCAUGAGCCAUCUCGGCCUCCGCUGACCGAAUACUGUAGUNACGGCCCCUUUGCCGCUCUUGGUGCGAUUAUCCUGUUCUUCAUUAUCUGGCGAUUUUGGUAA